Molecule: messenger RNA, 726 nt
Organism: Batrachochytrium dendrobatidis JAM81
Lineage: Eukaryota; Fungi; Chytridiomycota; Chytridiomycetes; Rhizophydiales
Exons: 4
Coding region: 1-726 (241 amino acids)
Biological process (GO): proteolysis
Molecular function (GO): aspartic-type endopeptidase activity
Source: RefSeq, a predicted model, not a curated record
AUGUCUAACACUGUCAACAUCAAGAGUAUACUAAUCGAUGGCAAACCAGUGGAGCUGCCCGAGAGAUUUCAGCAAGUUGUGGAAAAUGGACUUUUGCCUGAAAAAGUCGUGGCUACGUUGAUCAAUGCUAUUCUUGAUAGUGGUGCGAUCCUUGUCAAAAAAACUAAAUCCGAACACAAGCACAAGCUCAGCGAAACAGAAAUUAAAAAAAUAUUUUGGGAAAACCGUCUAAUCCUCAAAUCCAAACUUAGUAUCGAUUGGGGCAAGCUGCCGUCGUUUUCAAUUACAAUGUUUGCUCAAAACCCAGUAACUUAUGACAAUAGCAACUCCGUUGUAACAAUCAAAUUGGGUCCUAGAGACUAUCUACAGAGAUAUGAUUCUAAACAUGUUAGAUUUACUGUAAAAGCUGGUUCAAAUGACAAAGCAGCUCUUGGUAUACCAUUUAUGACCCGACUUGGAUUGACAUUUGAUCGACAAAAUAAACGCAUUGGGUUUGGUGCUGUAUGUGGAUGCGAAACUAUGACUGAUGGAUAUCCUACUAUUUCAAACGGUGAUCAAGUGCUCUGGUCAUUACCACGAUUGCCUGAACGACCAAGUACUUCAGGUUCAGAUGGCACAUUUAUUCGCAAAAGGAAACCAACAACUACAACUGAUCAAGUAGUCGUGCCUGAAAAAACUCACCACGCUGUCAACAGUCGCAAACAGACUCUCAAUAAACUCGAUUGA